GUGAGAUAAAGAUGUGCGCGCGCAGCUACUUAAGUGUUCUCUAUAUAUGCCACAACUUGUUGCUGAGAGUCAGUUGUCUCAUCUUCUACAACAUGAAGUGCAACGCUGUAGUCCUGCUCUUCGUGGGUGCUUUUGCCGCCACUGCCGGCGCAGAGAUUAAACGCCCAGGCCAGGACGGACAUGGCAUUCGUCUUGAUGGCCCCAGUGGAGGUUUUAAUGGUGCAGGAAUUCGCCAAAAACCAGGUGGAAAUGGCCAUGGCAUUCGUCUUGAUGGCCCCAGUGGAGGUUUUAAUGGUGCAGGAAUUCGUCAAAUACCAGGUGGAAAUGACCAUGGCACUCGUUACGGCACAGGUGGAGGUUUUAAUGGUGCAGGAAUUCGUCAAAGACCAGGUGGAAAUGGCCAUGGCAUUCGUCUUGACGGCCCCGGUGUAGGUUUUAAUGGUGCAGGAAUUCGUCAAAGACCAGGUGGAAAUGGCCAUGGCACUCGUUACGGCACAGGUGGAGGUUUUAAUGGUGCAGGAAUUCGUCAAAGACCAGGUGGAAAUGGCCAUGGCACUCGUUACGGCACAGGUGGAGGCUUUAAUGGUGCAGGAAUUCGUCAGAAAGUUUAAAACACGUUAACUGGAGAACCUGUCUGCUGGAGUCGAUCUGUUGGCAAUAUGCUGUGUGAAGCCUCUGCCGAUGACAACACUUCCUAACUCCAGACCCAAUGCAACCUUCUCUUAUUAUUAUGACCAAGUUUGUUAUACUGAUGAAAAUAUGUUCUUCCAUAAUUAUAGAGAAAUAUUUACUUAAGACUCCGACCAGUUGUGUUGUUGUCGUUUAGAUAUGCUGGCCGUGAACACCUGACAUGGCUUGGUGGUAGAAUACUAGUGUAAGUCGUUACAACUCUGAUGAGUGUUUUUACUAAAGCUGGUUAGCAAUUUGAAAAUAAAGAUUUACAGUGAGAACAAAAUACACAUAACAGCAAACUAAAUGUUAUAAUAUUGACGUAAUGUACAGUAUAAUCAAUGCGAAUGUUUUCAGAUCCAGCAUUUGAUCACAUAACUGUAUACUAUGUAUGACCACCACUCUUAUGUAGAAAUUAUAUCACAUGAAAAUAAAAUUUAUUAGAUGUUGAAAUAACAUUAAACUUGAAAACAUU
Messenger RNA from Homarus americanus (American lobster), 1144 nucleotides. Its product is annotated as glycine-rich cell wall structural protein 1-like. The transcript is spliced from 3 exons. Lineage: Eukaryota; Metazoa; Arthropoda; Malacostraca; Decapoda; Nephropidae. The record is from RefSeq and is a predicted model, not a curated record. The coding region runs from base 12 to 611 and encodes 199 amino acids.